Messenger RNA from Zymoseptoria tritici IPO323, 1056 nucleotides. RefSeq lists its product as uncharacterized. The record is from RefSeq and is a predicted model, not a curated record. Gene Ontology annotation, biological process: translation. The coding region runs from base 1 to 1056 and encodes 351 amino acids. Gene Ontology annotation, cellular component: ribosome; mitochondrion. The transcript has a single exon. Gene Ontology annotation, molecular function: RNA binding; structural constituent of ribosome. NCBI's taxonomy places the organism in Eukaryota, Fungi, Ascomycota, Dothideomycetes, Mycosphaerellales, Mycosphaerellaceae.
AUGCAGAAACUCAUCGCCCGCACGGAGCGAGCGCAGCGAUCGGCCCUACGAGCAGCGAACAAGGCAAAGGAGCACAAAUUGAACGCCGAAGCAUGGGAGCGAAACCAGAACAAACAGCGACUGGUCCGGCACACGAACGAUCUCAUUCGUGAAGAGCGGAAGAACAGGAGGCAUGACUGGGAGAGGGGCCCAUUAGCACCUCGCCGAGAUGUUGGAGAGAACCAAAAGACAUACGGCGCACAUUCAAUAUACACAACCCCACGACCCGAGCUCGACCCAGAGAAGCGGCCCGAAUUCUUUCCCUUCAAGGAAGGCGACCGAGUCGUCAUCACCAGAGGACGCGACAGGGGCAGGAUUGGCUUGAUCAACGACAUCAAUACGAAGACGGCAUCGGUGCGGGUGAAGGACGUAAACCAGUAUGAUGUGCACAUGCCGGAGUGGAUGAAGAUGAGGCAGGGCGAGACCCGUGACGUUAUCACCGUCUCGAUCCCCCUGCCCAUCACGGAUGUCAAACUGGUCUACCCUCUACCACAUCCCGAGACCGGAAUUUAUCGAGACGUCGUCAUUGAACGCCUGGUCCCGGUCGGCCAGGAACGCACAAGGCCGGAGAAGGAGGAGCGGGAUCGCGCGAUCCCAGGCACCACGACCAUAAUUCCAUGGCCGGCGCAACCAGAGGAGGAAUUCGAGGACUUCGAGGACGACACGCCUCGCAUUUCUGUCGAGACACCGACGUUUCUCCCUCACUUGCUGGCUCAGCCCAUGCCGGGUACUGUCAUCGACGAACUACGCAACAAGUACAGCAAAUUCCGAACACGGCAUGAGGACGGAUACAGAGCGAAGAAGGAAAUGGAAGAUGCGAAGGUGGAAGGCAGAAAGAGUUUGAUCAAGACAAUGCGGACACCAUUGCAGGAGGCGGCGGAACUCAGAGCGAAACAAAAGGCCGCAGAGAAGAAGAAGCUUACGCCCGAGCAGCUGGCGAAGAUUGGAGAAGUCAUUGCGAAAGAGCAGGCGAGGACAACGGCAUUUGCGGCAGCGGUUGGGCAAGAGAAAGCAUGA